GAAUCCUCCUCUCUCUCAUUUCUCUCCUUCUUCCCUCAUAAUUUCUUCACAGCCUGUAAGAUUUUUUCUUACACUCUGCGCGAGCUCAGUUUUGAGCCCAAGCUUUUGUUCUGAGCGCAGAUCUCGAGGUCCUCAUCGGAGUCCCCAAAUUGAAGCCAAGUCUUUGGCCCUUUUUGGAUUGAACAUCCUUAAGGACCAUAACCCCCAUACCAAAUCUCCAGAUUCUUCAUUCUCGAUACCAAAGUUCGAAGCUUUCCCCAUGUCAGAGUGAAGGGUUGGACUCUGUUUGGGACAGAAAGUCACGAUUCCCCCCCCCCCUCAUCAAGUGUGGUAGAUUUUGAGGUUUUUGUAAAUGCCCGAUUUCGUGGUGUUGAUGUUUGAGAUUCAUGAAUCCAAUUAUCAGUGAAAUCUUCCUUUCUGGGUGUAUGGUCAAUUCUACUGUCAGGCGCAGGACCCAUUUAGUUCAAUCUUUCUCCGUUGCCUUCCUCUACUGGCUGUACUACGUCUCAUGAUUUCAAAGUUUUGCCCGCUUGUUUUCUAAUUACUAUCUCUAAUCGCUAUAUUCUACAAUAAUCCUUUUACUUUGUGCAGUGUUUUCGGGGUUUCUUUCUGUUUAGGUUCUGGGUCCUGCGAGUGUCUGUUUUUGUGUUUUCGUUUCUACGUUUUUGGGGUCUGUGUAAUCUCGUAUCGAUCUCUCAUGGCUUCCUCAAGCGGAACAUCUUCAGGUUCAGGUUCGUCACCUCUGGCCCAAAACUCUGGUUCCGAGGAGGAUUUGCAGGUUCUGAUGGAUCAGAGGAAGAGGAAGAGGAUGAUAUCGAAUCGCGAGUCAGCAAGGCGAUCUCGGAUGAGAAAGCAGAAGCAUCUGGACGAUCUGGUGGCUCAAGUGGCUCAGCUCAGAAAGGAGAAUCAGCAAAUUCUCACAAGCGUUACUCUCACCACAGAGCAGUACUUAAGAGUUGAAUCUGACAACUCUGUUCUUCGAGCUCAAGCCAGUGAGCUGAGCCACAGGCUGGAAUCUCUGAACGAAAUAAUCGAUUCCUUGAAUGCCUCCAACAAUGGAGCUUUUGCAAACACCUUCAACAUGGAGCCCAACAAUGGCUUCUUCAAUCCAAUGAACAUGGGAUAUCUGAACCAUCCGAUAAUGGCUUCUGCAGAUUUGUGGCCGUAAUGGAAAGAUAAUAAAUAAUUUGCCAUGUACUGAGAAAGAAAUCAAACCGGUUGGGGCUUUCAGAAACUUGUAUCAGAGUCAAAAGAGGGGAUCUGGUUGAAUUCCAGGUUUCCUUUGGGAUUUGAGAGUCAGUUGAGAGAUUAAAAUCGCUACCAGAUAGAUAGUGAUAAGGAAUAAUGGAAGGUUGUAACGUUGUAUCUUACUUUAAGGUUGUUGAAUGGUGGUUCUGUUCUGCAUAUGGUGUAUUAUGAUUCAAGCUUAGUGUUAUCAUUGCUGUUGUUAUUGUCGUCUGUUGCUUAA
Messenger RNA from Neltuma alba, 1468 nucleotides. RefSeq names its product bZIP transcription factor 44-like. Lineage: Eukaryota; Viridiplantae; Streptophyta; Magnoliopsida; Fabales; Fabaceae. Gene Ontology annotation, biological process: positive regulation of DNA-templated transcription. The transcript has a single exon. Gene Ontology annotation, molecular function: DNA-binding transcription factor activity; transcription cis-regulatory region binding. The coding region runs from base 698 to 1168 and encodes 156 amino acids. The record is from RefSeq and is a predicted model, not a curated record. Gene Ontology annotation, cellular component: nucleus.